Molecule: messenger RNA, 1882 nt
Organism: Zingiber officinale
Lineage: Eukaryota; Viridiplantae; Streptophyta; Magnoliopsida; Zingiberales; Zingiberaceae
Product: CBL-interacting protein kinase 19-like
Exons: 1
Coding region: 93-1523 (476 amino acids)
Biological process (GO): signal transduction; protein phosphorylation
Molecular function (GO): ATP binding; protein kinase activity
Source: RefSeq, a predicted model, not a curated record
ACCGUUUCUCUUCUAUUACGCCACUUCCCUUCUCCGUGGCUUCGAUCGCUUGGAGGUGGCAUUUUAGGGUUACGUUAAGUGUUGCAUCUCCCAUGGCAGCGUCGGCGCCGGUGAAGUCAGGGAACGGGGCGGAGAAGCGAGCGAAGAAGGAGCCGAAGUUGCUUCUAGGCCGCUUCGAGGUGGGGAAGCUUCUCGGUGCCGGGACCUUCGCCAAGGUCUACGUCGCCCGCAACGUCCGCACUGACGAGCUCGUGGCCAUCAAGGCGCUGGACAAGGAGAAGAUCGUCAAGUGGGGGCUCGUUUCCCAAAUCAAGCGGGAGAUCGCCAUCCUCCGGCGCGUCCGACAUCCCUACAUCGUUCAGCUCUUCGAGGUCAUGGCCACCAAGACCAAGAUCUACUUCGUCAUGGAGUACGUCCGUGGCGGGGAGCUUUUCUCCCGCGUCUCCAAGGGCCGGCUCCGCGAGGACGCCGCCCGCCGAUACUUCCAGCAGCUCGUCUCCGCCGUCGCCUUUUGCCACGCUCGCGGCGUCUUCCACCGGGACUUGAAGCCAGAGAACCUUCUCGUCGACGAGAAUGGCGACCUCAAGGUCUCCGACUUCGGGCUCUCCGCGGUCGCGGAGCAGAGCCGCGGCGGGGACGGCCUGCUCCACACCUUCUGCGGCACGCCUGCGUACGUGGCUCCGGAAGUGCUUUCGAGAAGGGGCUACGACGGCGCCAAGGUCGACAUUUGGUCCUGCGGCGUCAUCCUCUUCGUCUUGACCGCCGGCUGCCUCCCGUUCCGCGAUUGCAACAUUGUGUCCAUGUACCGAAAGAUCUACAAAGGGGAUUUCCGGUGCCCGCGGUGGUUCUCGCCGGAUCUCAAACGGCUCCUCCACCGCCUCCUGGACACCAAUCCCCGAACCCGGAUCACCAUUCCGGAGAUCAUGGAGGACAAUUGGUUCAAGAAGGGUUUCCGCCAUGUCCAAUUCUACACGGAGGACGACCAGUUGCAUACUCUAGAAGACGCUUCCCAAAUGUCCCAAGGCGAUGCGGCAUCCCUCUGGGAAACCGAAUCCGAUUGUUCCAUCAUCUCUUGCGCCUCAUCAAUACUGUUGGAGGAGAAGAGGAAGAGGCCCCGGAUGUCGAGGCCGUCGACUCUCAAUGCGUUCGAUAUCAUUUCCUUCUCGAGGGGGUUCGACCUCUCGGGGUUGUUCGAGGAGACGGGAGACGAGACCAGGUUUCUCUCCCAGGAGCCAGUUUCCACGAUCAUAACGAAGCUAGAGGAGAUCUCCAAGGCGGUAAGCUUCACGGCGAGGAGAAAGGAUUGUCGAGUGAGCUUGGAAGGCACGAGAGGAGGAGGUGAAAUGGGGCCAUUGACGAUUGCAGCGGAGAUAUUUGAGCUCACACCAUCGAUCGUAGUGGUCGAAGUGAAGAAGAAAUCAGGGGACAGGGGAGCUUACGAGGACUUCUGCAACAAGGAGCUCAAACCCGGCCUGCGGCACCUCGUUUUGGAGCCAGAUUACAAUGCCAAAACUCUGUCUUAGCGAGCGCAAUUCAACAGCACUAGUAAUCACUCGGAAAGGGAACGUCUGGACUUUUUGUAUAUACAACUCGAUGAUCUUAGUUCUGGCCUUGAGGUUCGAUUUGAAUUUUUUACUUAUACAUAUCAUUGAAAUUGAACAGAACGACUAAGUUUUUCAUAAACGUAUGUUUGCAGAUAAAUUAGUAUGUUUUUUAUAUCUAUUUUUAAUUUAAAAAAUCAACCCGGCAUUGAAUCUGAAAACUUCACCUCGGAGCAAUCCCCAACUUUGACCACUAUGGCCGUGGCUUCUCCUGGACCGUCGAAGCCCACAUCCAUGAUAUGAGCCCAUCAUUGAUGACCAGAGUGUAGACCAUCUUCACC